Petromyzon marinus (sea lamprey) is the source of this 7694-nucleotide messenger RNA. RefSeq names its product protein ITPRID2-like. Lineage: Eukaryota; Metazoa; Chordata; Hyperoartia; Petromyzontiformes; Petromyzontidae. The record is from RefSeq and is a predicted model, not a curated record. Gene Ontology annotation, molecular function: signaling receptor binding.
GAAAAUCUUAUCUGCUAUAUAAAAAAACAACUUUAAACAUGCUUUGAAACGCAAAAAAAAACACAGAAAAAAAUAUACACGCGCUAACACCGAGAACAACUUCAACUCCUAUUCUUGGUUCUUUCGGUAAAGUCACGUUGAAGGGUAUAAAACAAUAAAAAAAUCAAAAAUUUAACUUCAACUCCGUCGACCAGAGUGUUGAGAGUGAGGCAUCACCACCACACAAGGCCGGGAGAUGUGUACAUCCAUGCAGCGUCCCAGCGUCCAGUAUCGCACCUCGUACGCUGCUGCGUUUGCCUGCCGCGCGAAAUUUAAAAUAUUUAACAAUGUUGUCGCAUCGCCAUCGUAACAUCGUAACAUCGAAAUAUCGUAAGUCGGACCAUCGGAACGCGGGGACUAUCUGUACUCUCAAAAGGCCGCGUGGCUGCUGGGAUUUGUUCAGUUAAACAUACUUGAGUUUGUUUUGAUGUGGAUGGACAUAUAUAGAGGUGAAUUGUCUGUGUAUUUGUUUUCAACGACCUCGGGUUAUAUUCCUGGCCACGUUACAUAAUUGGGGAUAUUGAGUCUCAGUGCCUUUGUGUGUGGUGCAGUGGUUCCCACACUGCGCUAUGAACUUGUUGACCUGGGUUCGAUUCCAAACCAUUAACAACAGUGGCAAGCGGUUUCAAACCAUGUCCUGUUUAGUUUGUUGCACUACCCUCGCACUUCCGAUUAGCACGGUUGGCUACGUACGGUGCGAAAGAAGUUAAACGUACGGUACAUACCCAAAGGUCGACUCGGUCUUAAAUUAGUAUCUAGUGCCAUAAGUAUGUACUAAAGAGAUUAAGGUCGCUAUAAUUGUUACUGACUACACUAAUCUUUCAUGCACCUCGAAAAGUGCUCACUAACAGAUCUUGCCCUUACGUUCUGCAAGGCUGAAAUGUGUUUGUCGUUGGUACAAUGUAUUUCUAUAUUAUAUCCAAGUAUUUCCACGUAAUAUAUGUUGGCAUAUAUUCAAAACCGGUGAAAGUACAUUCACAUUUUAGCAAACAGUACUUCUUGAUGAUAUUAGGUUUUUCAAGGCUGACCUGCACUUUUCAUUUACGUGUUGUAACGUAUUCACGUCAGAAGCAUAGAAAUAUUUAGUACAACUAUGCAGCUAUUUGUAUGUAAGAAACGCAUCUAACCACAAUUGUAUUCAUAACCACAAUUGUACCAUAAAGUCAACAUGAUGUAUGGCAGUUGACCAGCAUUGAUUCAUGAAAGCCUGAAUGUGCUGAUGAGACAGUUGGUGUUGAAGCCGGUCCAGUGUUUGCUGAUUCUGAAUCAAUACUAUUUAAAUGUUAGUCCCAGAAGGCUGUUGGACCGAUGGGUUGUAUAAUAAAUACUCUUAGAUUGUAUGUGGAGUGACAGAUAUAUAAAGAAGGCAGAUUGUCUGCUUAUAAUCUAUCUGUUAUAUUCUCCACAACGAUGUCUAUGAUUAUGUUGUGAUGUGGUGAGAACGGCCUAUGAUGAUUGAUUACACAUUCACUCGUGGAUUCACCAACGCUGAUGGUGGCGACGUGUUAUUUUUGGGAGAGGUCGGUUUGGUGGGUAGCUUGAUUUGGCCAGGAGUACCGUGGUACGGAUAAUCUUUUAUGGACGAAACUGACAUUUUGCAGGCUCGACCUCGUUACAAUUAUGCUACAGUCACCGAAGCCCAUUAAUUUAGUCAUUUUACAUUUGCUGUUUGGAGUUGAGAUAAAGAUUACAGCGCGCAUGCUGUGCUCAUGGACAUGGAAAGGUGGUAAACUUUACAUUUAAAAACUUUCAUUUAUAACGGGUCUACCUAAACUUCGAACAUCUUGCACAAGUCCUGCUUUAGAGUCAUAUUUAAUAAUUAUGACACCUUUAGCUAACGCGUAGUUGAAUUGUGUAUAAAUAUAACUUAACACAUACAUUGGUAUUUUUGCUGAAAUAAAUUUAUUCAUUGGUAUAGUCAAACCGAGUUUUUACUAAUGUAUUAGUAAUCUCCCAAUCCAAAAUUAUUACAUAAUAAAUACAAUACUGCAAAUACAUGUCUAAUAAUGAUAAAAAUGAUAAAUCAUACCCUUCGAAUACAUUUAACUUUAUCUUAAAUAACAUGUACUACUGUACAAGGGAUUGGGACAUUGACUGCAGAGAUGACGCAAUGAAAUUAUCUUCUGUGCAGGCCCUUUGGUGAUUGCAUCUCAGGAUCGUUAGGGACAGCAACGGAUAUGAGAGCCAAUCACCCAGCAGUGAGUUUGACUAUGGCUGGCGAUAAUGAAAUGUGUUGAAUGAGGCCAGGAUUACACGUGUCAUAAAAAGCCAGGAAACUCCGUCAGGGGUAAGGUAUGAGCUGUCAAUUCGUCACGUGACCGCGGCAGCUUUACGUAUACCUCUCAGUCCUGGAGGUUAUCCAGUCCGCCUGUGUCUUUAAAAGACAAAGGCAACUGGCCGUGGUGCUGGCCACCCACCCCUAUUUAGUGUGGCCAUACCAGCCUUUAUAGGUGUUCGCUAAUCGCACUUGCCCUCGAGACCGUGGAAUGCUAUAGGGGGAAUCUCUGUUUGUUUCAUAAGUUGUGUUGAAGAUACCAGUGACAGACUCACAAAUAAUGUGUAGUUUAGUAACGCUACACGUAAUUCCAAUUUAAUUGCUUACUAUACAAAUGUGUGAGUCUGCUAAAGCUCGCAUCUUUUCACGCUCAAUAAGACAUUGACAGGAUGAGAAAUGCACUGUUUGAUAUUUCACGUUUGGUCUGCUUGCUUGCAUCAUAACGGGAGUCGUUAUCGUUUCAGCCAUCGGAAUACUGCAAGUUCAAAUCUCAGUUGGCGCAUCACCGCAUUCCCUCCAGGGCCGAUUGAAUUACAAUCACUCUGGGUAGUCUACAGCACAGCAGUUGUCCGAUAACAUUGGUUUUACCUCUAAUAAUAUGCAUUGUACAUGGGUACAUUAAAAUUACAAUUAACAAUUAAAUGUGCACACAAUUUCAUGUUAAAUGUGAUAACAUUUGCAGUGUAAAAUGGGUAACACGAUGGAUUUAUUCCAUAUUGCCCUUCAUUUACGCAGGGGCCUCCAUAAUUCCGUUAAUUUUAACAGUAUCCUGAACCUCCAAGACACAUUUUAUUGAGGGUCCUGGACUGGCAGGUUUGGCCAUUUCUAUCAACGAGUGCUCGGCAUGUCUGAGGAAUCCGAAGUAAACGGAAAACCCCACGCAUGACGAUGGCAUAACGCUCAAAGAACCACAUAGGUAGCCACCUGUAUUGGCAUGGCUCGUCCAAUUAACUCGAGUAUCGCCCUCCGUUAGGCUUUUAGCCCCCUUAUGGAAACGCUAUAAAUGUGACGCUAGGAAGCACGCCAAGUGAUUGCACUACUCGGCUAUACAUAUCUGCAUUUUUAUUUCAUAGUUUGAAUUGGAGUACGUCUCUAUAUUUGAUAACCCGCCACUCUCACAGGGCGCGCAUGGCUUUUUCAAAGGUCAGGGAAUCAAAUGGCCAUUUGUCCCUGCGAUGAUGAUGUUUCCAAUGAGACCACAAUUUGUCAAUAUUUGGCCAUUUUUGUAGGAGUGUAACCUUGUACACUGACACACGGACACGCAUUUUAUGAACGUAUUGCUUCUACUAUAUGCCAUUUAUCCAGUGCUAUUUUUAAAGAGGGUCCUGCAUUUGUGUAUCUGGACAAUUCCAGAUAUUAGUGUUUGGCUUCAUGUGACAGGAAUGCCACAAACGAUGGGAUGAUACUCGUAGCCCUUCCACGGACACGCUUUAAAUUCAAUCCACAGUCUCAAUCCAGAGAGGACCACAAUGCGCCCAGGGUUUUAAUUUCAACCAGAUCCGAUCAAGUUCGGCGACCCGAAAAUAAUUUAUCCGCACCCGGUACACCAAAUUCAGUUUCCCCCUCGCUAAGGCUUCAGCUACUCGUUUGACGUGCCUACUCCAGUCUACGAGCGACUAGGAUGACUCUUCAUUAACUCUACAACAACCUGGCUAUAUCCAUGAUGCGGUCAUACCUUCCAAGCAACGAACGAACCUCCCACCCUCCCUCCCUUGACAGACACCCGACCAUCACAGACCGGGCGCAUUCGCGGCGAUAUGAACACGACACCGCGUGCAGUAUCGCCACUCGUGUACAGGCUGCUACCGUGAACGAAUCGCCAGGAAUGGUGCGCCAGAUGAACUCCGUCGGGAUAUUGGAAGCUAAGCUGACUUUGAGCCCGCAUAUGAACAGUGCUCGGAUGAGCGAGCACCGUGCACAGCAGGUGCUAUCGGCAUGCGCGCGAGGUUGUACCACGUUGCGGGCAGCAGAGGCAGGGCAAGUGCGGUAAAUGUCAUGAUUGUAUUGCGCUAUGCGUCCCGCGUCUGUGCGCCGCCGCCCUCACGAACCCCCCCGCACUGCCGAGCGUGAUGCAUGCAGCACGGCAUGGGAGGCUGGGGGUGGUUGGUGGUGCCAUCAUACAGUACUUUAUACUUCACCCCCCACGACCUGGGCACAGCGCCCGGGUGGGGAAGCCCUCAUCCAGCAGUGGGCUGACAACAGGGCCGUCUAACGUGCGCGUACAAAUCCCCAUUAGUGCCGCUCGCUUUAACAUGUUGACGACCUGAAAACUAUUGCGUGCGUGCGUGUGGUGGGGGCGGUGGCCACAAAGGGAACAACAUCGGGCGAGCUUUGAGUCAUAGCUGUUCUCACGAAAAGCACCGGCGACUCGCAAAGGGCAUCAAGCGGGUAGCGAGAAGCUGACAUGAGAAGAGAGAGAGGGAGAGGAGAGAGGGGGUAGCUGAGUGUGAGAGGCCAGCUCAUGAGAGCCCCGUGCGGGGAAGGGCAGGCAAAGGUGCUGUCCGGAGGGUCUCGGACCAAUCACCCCGGCCAAACCCAACAGGAAUCUUCCACAGGGAAGGUGAACUCAUCAACUUCGGCUGUCUGUGCCCAUCACACCCAUUGCAGCAGGUGGUUUAGGAAUCGCACUGAGUGCCGCCAGGUGAUCAAGCUUUCCGUGUGCAGUCAUGGAGACCGUGAGUCCCCGAGAUAAGAAGGGCCCAACUUUGCCUGCUGCUGUCGGGCUACCUACAACAAGAAGUUCCAAGCGGGAUCUCUGGCUAACCAGCAGGAGAGGCUGGCAGGCGACUGCUGUGGACCUCCAAGCGCCACCCACCACAGGGAGUAAUGCCACCAAAGUUUACCUUGGACACCAGAGCGACAGCCUGAACGCGCACUGCACCCCUCGAGUGUCCAGGGUAAGCGAGCUGCUUUGUAAGCGUUCAGAGGACCCAGAGGAGGUCCUGUACAACCUGGGCUUUGGGAAGGAUGAACCAGAUGUCACCACCAAGAUCCCAGCACGUUACUUCUCCAGUGUGUCGCAGGCACGAGGGAUCAACGGGCAGGUGCUCCUCGCAUCGCAGCUCGCACGCCUCUCAGGCGAGCACUCUGGCCUCGAACGCCGUUUCCGCCAGGUCAGGAUGCUGGCCAACGUGGCCGACACGUUGAACCAGAUCUACUCUCAGGUGUCAGGAGUGCACGUCCCCAUGCUGCUGCCACUGGUGCGCACCCGCAGCCUGUUUGUGCAGCAGGAAGAGGGCGGAAGAGAGGAGGACCAGUGCACUAGCGUUGGAAACAUUCAGCGCUCUGGCAAGACGAAGGUUGCCCGCAGGCUCAUCAAGACUCUGUCCAAGCACAAAUUGUUCGGUGGCACUGUUAACACGAUAGAUUACAACUGCUUGAUGUUAGUCAAACAGCAACUCACCGUUCCCACAGCCGAGCCUGGCAAAACGUCAUUACAGCGACCUGCCAUCGCCACUGCUGGUGGCCAUUUAACAAGAGAGAGCAUGCUGGCUGAACCGUCACUCAAGACCGUACAUUUUCAGUUUGGCGAGGCUUUUAUAGCAGCAGGUUUAACUAACACUUGUCUGAAAGUGGUUGAAGAAAAAUACUCGUGCACUUGUAGGGAUUGCAGAGAGCCGGACUCAGGGAGAGAGGUUACUUUUCCAAAGUCUGGCAUCUCAAAGCUCACAAGCUGCGUGGGCACAGCUGGUGAGGAAUCAAGGGCUUGUGGGGAGCACAGAGACGAGCCCUCCGAUAUCAUAGGCUGCUUUCAGACAAAAUUAAAUGAGGCGGAAACUCCCAUGAGCAGGCAGUCAUGCAUCCCACGACCCAGUGCAGUCGUGCACAGAGACAAAGGAUCAUCAACUACCCACCACGGCCCGCAGGACAAGCCCAGACUCAAGGACUCGUUUGACCUGGAAGAGGUUCUGAAUAAUGAUGGAGAGACCUGCCGAGCAGGGCUGCACUCGGCGGGUGCGAGGGAGUUCUGGGGGCUUCCAGCGCGGACCGGCAGUGCACAUUCAGACAGCAGUGGCUAUGCCGAAGACCCGGCCGUCUUUGACUGCAGCUCUGCUGUGCACCACCAACAGAGCACGGACUUCCUGAUUGGUGCUGACAGCCAAACGAGCCAGGGGAUCCCCUUCGCACCAUCAUGCAUCUCUGAACAAUUGCCUUGCGGAUCCCUGCUGCCUCCCUGUGAUAUGCGGUCGUGGCCACACCUCGGUGAGGCCGUGCCCUUGGCUGACAAAUAUCAUCGUGACGGAGAAAGAAUUGAGCUCAAGGCACACCCAACAAAGAGCUUCUACGAGCAACCUGGGGGAUUGCACUUUUCCGCUUUUGAGGAUUUCAUCGGUGGGUCACAGACAUUGAAAAGGACGCAGAAUGGGUCAUCUGACUCAUUGGGAAACUCACUAAUCUACAAAGUGCCUCAGAGGAACCUAUUCUCAUCACGCACACCCAACAGGCAAUGCACAGCCUGCCAGACAGAGCACGUCCCUAGCGAGAACGACAGUGUGAUUGCUGAUGAUGAAUGUGUGGCCACUGCACCAGGUGACGCACAACAUCACUCACUCAGGGAACGCAACAAACAGCGGUCCGUGUCUACUCAAACUGACAGUGUGGACACAUCCAGUACAAUCAGGGAUGCUGUCCCUACAGCUUGCACGUUCUCACAUCUGCCUCUGCGCUCCCACACAAUGAUAGUGAUGGGAGACCAUGAGAAGAGUUGCGAGUUUGCAGUGUCCAGCAGAGGAGGCAUGCCUGAGACCCAAGAUGGGACUUCGGGCCAUCAGAAGUUUGCGUACACCAGCAACAAUCGCGUCCGGUUAGCAUGUGUGUGUGCGCAUCAUUGUGAAUGCCAUCUCCACGUGCAACGUCAGUGCCACCAUCGAAUGUACCCAGAAUGCAUCGAUUGUCACAAGAGCUGUGAACCACGUGUGCUCUUCCGGUCACGCAGUCUUGAUGAUCUUAUCAUGAGCAGACGUGGACUGCACUAUAGCCUCAUUGUCCAAGUGUGAACCUGUGCGAUUCGUCACCACUGCCUGUGGGCUGCAAAAAUGCUGUUAAAUAUGCACCGUAUAUUCCUUUGUUACGAUCGCCACCUGGUGGUGUUUUGUGUUACAUUCAGCGAUUUUUGUUUUCGCUGGAGUUAAAAUAAAGGAUCAGGGUUCAUAGCAUUGUCAGUUGUUUGCCCAUGACACCUUCCGACCAAGAAGAAAGAUACAUCAUACCAAAGUUAUGUAAAUACUUUCUAAGAUGUGUUUGUUCUCGGGAGUAUUUAAUAAACAAUAAUGACGUUACAAAUGCUGUCGUGUCAUGGUGAGCACACUGGACUUGCCAUCCAGAGAUUGUCUGUUCGCAUCUCCUGGCAUGGAGUUGAAACAAUUAGCAAUAUACACAG